Rattus rattus (black rat) is the source of this 1533-nucleotide messenger RNA. Its product is annotated as cytochrome P450 4A12. The record is from RefSeq and is a predicted model, not a curated record. Gene Ontology annotation, biological process: icosanoid biosynthetic process; arachidonate metabolic process; kidney development. Gene Ontology annotation, molecular function: alkane 1-monooxygenase activity; arachidonate monooxygenase activity; heme binding. The transcript has 13 exons. The coding region runs from base 1 to 1533 and encodes 510 amino acids. Gene Ontology annotation, cellular component: intracellular membrane-bounded organelle. Lineage: Eukaryota; Metazoa; Chordata; Mammalia; Rodentia; Muridae.
AUGAGUGGCUCGGCUCUGAGCUUCACCAUAUUCCCAGGAAGCAUCCUUGGGUUCCUCCAAAUAGCCACUGUGCUCAGCCUGCUCCUGCUGCUCUUCAAGACAGCCCAGUUCUACCUGCACAGGCGAUGGUUACUCAGAGCUACCCAGCAGUUCCCAUCCCCACCUUCUCACUGGUUCUUUGGGCAUAAGCUGAGCUUCUUGGUGGACCAGGAGUUUCAAGAUAUUCUAACACGGGUAAAGAAUUUCCCAAGUGCCUGUCCACAGUGGCUCUGGGGGAGCAAUGUGCGAAUCCAAGUGUAUGACCCUGACUACAUGAAGCUGAUUCUGGGGAGAUCAGACCCAAAAUCCCAUCGUUCGUACAGAUUUCUAGCUCCCUGGAUUGGGUAUGGUUUGCUUCUGCUGAAUGGACAGACAUGGUUCCAGCACCGACGAAUGUUGACUCCAGCUUUCCACUAUGACACUCUGAAACCUUAUGUGGGCAUCAUGGCAGACUCUGUUCGUAUAAUGCUGGAUAAAUGGGAACAGAUUGUUGGACAGGAUUCCACCCUGGAGAUCUUCCAACACAUCACCCUGAUGACCUUGGACACCAUCAUGAAGUGUGCCUUCAGUCAAGAGAGCAGUGUCCAGUUGGACAGAAAAUACAAGUCCUACAUCAAGGCAGUUGGGGACCUGAACUACCUCUCUUUUUUCCGUAUACGGAACAUCUUUCACCAGAAUGACAUCAUCUAUAGUCUGACCUCUAAUGGCCGCAAGGCCCGCAGUGCCUGGCAACUUGCCCAUGAUUACACAGACCAAGUGAUCAAAUCAAGGAAGGCUCAACUUCAGGACGAGGAAGAGUUGGAAAAGGUUAAGCAGAAAAGACGAUUGGAUUUCCUGGACAUCCUUCUGUUUGCCAGAAUAGAAAAUGGAAGCAGCUUAUCUGAUAAGGACCUGCGUGCUGAAGUGGAUACCUUCAUGUUCGAGGGCCAUGACACCACAGCUAGCGGUAUCUCUUGGAUCUUCUAUGCUUUGGCCACAAAUCCUGAACACCAGCAGAGAUGCAGGAAGGAGAUCCAGAGUCUCCUAGGAGAUGGAGCUUCUAUCACCUGGGACGACCUGGACAAGAUGCCCUAUACCACCAUGUGCAUCAAGGAGGCUCUGAGGAUCUACCCACCUGUACCAUCUGUGAGCAGAAUGCUCAGCACACCUGUCACCUUCCCGGAUGGACGCUCUUUACCCAAAGGUAUCACAGUCAUGCUCUACAUUUAUGGCCUUCAUCACAACCCAACUGUGUGGCCAAAUCCAGAGGUGUUUGACCCUUAUCGAUUUGCACCAGAGUCUUCCCGACACAGCCACUCAUUCCUGCCCUUCUCAGGAGGAGCAAGGAACUGCAUUGGGAAACAGUUUGCCAUGAAUGAACUGAAGGUGGCCGUGGCCCUGACCCUGCUCCGCUUUGAGCUGCUGCCAGAUCCCACCAGGAUCCCAAUCCCCAUACCAAGACUUGUGUUGAAGUCCAAGAAUGGGAUCUACCUGCGUCUCAAAAAGCUCCAAUAA